Messenger RNA from Peronospora matthiolae, 447 nucleotides. The record is from the annotation of a GenBank genome assembly. NCBI's taxonomy places the organism in Eukaryota, Oomycota, Peronosporomycetes, Peronosporales, Peronosporaceae.
AUGCAGGCUAUGCUGACCAAGCACAUGCUAGUAAUUGUCGUAGCGAUUCUGUUUGCAACCUACCGCCUUUUGCAGCUUGAAAACGAGCGCGACCGACGCCAAGCAAACAUCCAGCAGGACUUCGACACAGUUGUAGACUUGUUGCAAACGCAUUUGGAUACCAAGUACCGGGUACUUCGCGUCGUCCCAUCACCAGAUUCCGUCAUCACGUUGCACGCAAUCGUAAUCAAUAGCGGAUCGGCGAUCCCCCACGUAGAGGCUGAGGUGGUCGUGGAUCAGCAGCAUGUACUGCAUCAACGCAAACAGGACCAGCGAAAACGUGCUCGCCAUGCAUUGCCAUGUGUUCGCUUCCAAGUGUACGACGUGGAUACGAUGACGCCAAUUGCAGAGAUGCUCCAGCAACGGAACCUCAUUGCACCGUACAAACGGAGCUAUUCGCCGACGUAG